This is a messenger RNA of Metarhizium album ARSEF 1941, 336 nucleotides long. Its product is annotated as mitochondrial genome maintenance protein Mgr2. The coding region runs from base 1 to 336 and encodes 111 amino acids. The transcript has 5 exons. Gene Ontology annotation, cellular component: TIM23 mitochondrial import inner membrane translocase complex. The record is from RefSeq and is a predicted model, not a curated record. Lineage: Eukaryota; Fungi; Ascomycota; Sordariomycetes; Hypocreales; Clavicipitaceae. Gene Ontology annotation, biological process: protein import into mitochondrial matrix; protein insertion into mitochondrial inner membrane.
AUGCCUCCUGUCGCAGCAGUCCCCACUGGCAGCCAGCAUGGCGCGUCCAACUUUGACAAGCUCAAAAUGGGUGCCAUGAUGGGUGGUACUGUCGGAACCAUCAUGGGCUUCAUUUUUGGAACUGUAAACAUCUUCCGGUAUGGCGCUGGUACACAAGGUAUCAUGAGGACACUGGGACAGUACAUGCUUGUUUCUGGCACUACGUUCGGCUUCUUCAUGUCGAUCGGUUCUGUCAUUCGAUCAGACGCCGACCCCAAAAUGCACGAACUAUACAUGCGGGCGCAAAGAAGACCGAUAGUAAACAUGGCAUAUCCAGCAUGGCGAAAUUCUCCUUGA